Molecule: messenger RNA, 3788 nt
Organism: Coturnix japonica (Japanese quail)
Lineage: Eukaryota; Metazoa; Chordata; Aves; Galliformes; Phasianidae
Gene: SWT1
Product: SWT1 RNA endoribonuclease homolog
Cellular component (GO): nucleus
Source: RefSeq, a predicted model, not a curated record
GUCUGGGUGCUUGUGGAGGCCCUCUCGCGCGGAGCUCUCUUAGGCCCGGCGGCAGGGUGCGUGCGGAAGUGCGGCCUGGCCCGGGGCUGCGCUGCAGUGAGGGGGAAAGAAGGGGCAGCGGCCGGGUGAGGCCCGGCGGGACGCGCUCCGAGGGCCCAGUGCUGAGGCUGUGCUUCUCUCACUAAGAACGGGGGGCGUCGUCCCGGAACGGGCUGUGUUCUGGGAGGCAACGUAUUGAAUUCUCAGGGUCUGAAAUAACUGGAUGAAAAAACUUGAAGUUUGAAAGAUGUCCAGAAAGAAAAUGAAGAAAAUAAAGGAAGACAGUUUAAAUGGCCAGGAUGACAAAAACUCUGAAGUCACAAGGUCUUAUAAUCAAACUGUGGAAAGAAAGUCAGAAUUUCAAAGAUUCAAAACAGAGAAAAGCAAACAAGAGAAGAAACAAUACCGAAGUGCUAAUACUGGUGCUGAUGGACAAUCCCAAGGAAAAUCUCCAAAUGGAAGCACAACCACAGCUAAUUCUUUAAUCGCAUCUGAAAAGCGAAAGGGAAUAGUUAUACAAUUUAAAUCCAAAGAAGUUAAACAUGGAAAAAGUACAUGCACUGCUGAUGUAGUGACAACUAGCAGGGAAAAUCAUACCAUAGGUCCUUUUGAUGGUACAGAAAGAAAAAGACUCUGUCAUAGCUUUGCACUUCAGAGAGACAAGGUGGUGAAGAAAAAGAAGGUUGAACACUGUAAACUAAAAGUAAAAGCUGAACAAACUGUGUUGGGAAAACAUAAGUCAUCUAUGUAUAAUUUAUAUGUACCUCUUAAAAAGGCAGAGAGAUCUACAAUUCAAAAAAAGCCACCUAGCACAUCUACAGAGACUGUGUGUCGUGAUAGACCUGUCACUAAGAAGUCAAAUAUAUUAUCUAGGACUUGUGAAGAAAAGUAUAAAGGAGAUAAGGAAUUUUCUAAGAAAAAUCACCAUGCUAAUAAGCAUAUGUCACACUGCUCAACUGAAACACCACAGCAAUGGUGCUGUAGCAAAUGGAAAAAACAGGAAGCUGAUCAAGCUAGUUGUAAUUCAGGGACUGAAAAAGGGGCCUUUGAAGCCACAGCAUUAUGUUUUAAGCAGAGCUUUUCAUCCCCUCAAAGCAAGGCAGUCUUUCCAUCGCCUGAAGGCUGUGAGUACCUAAAAGGAGACCAAGAGAUGCAGAUAGUUGAGGAUUUGCAUGUUGCUCGUAUUGAAAAGAGGAUGGCCCAAUCUGUAGUACAGACCUGUGGAGAACUUACGAGUAUGGAAAUAGAUCUUCCAGAACAGGAUUUAAAUAUUUCUGCUGGGACUUCUUCUUCCAAUCUGAACAUAUUAGUGGUGAUUGAUACAAAUAUAAUGAUUAGUCACCUUGAGUUUAUCAAGUCCCUAAAAUCUGAGGAUAUACCAGGGGUUGGCAAACUUGCCUUGAUAAUUCCCUGGGUUGUUUUACAAGAGUUGGAUAACUUGAAGAAGGGGAAAAUGUUACUGCAUGUUAGACAGAAAGCUAUUCCUGCAGUCCAGUUCAUCUACACGUGUCUCAAAAAUCAAGAUUCAAAAUUGUGGGGGCAAUCCAUGCAACUUGCUUCACAAAAAAUGUAUGGCCUGAGUGAUGAAAACAAUGAUGAUCGUGUUUUACAAUGUUGUCUGCAGUACCAGAGCCUCUUUCCUCAAGCUGUUGUUAUACUGUGCACAGAUGACAAAAAUUUAUGCAAUAAAGCCAUUGUGUGUGAGAUCAAGGCACUCUGUAAAGUGGAUUUGGUUACAGCUCUACUGAACCUGAAUGUAAACAAGCAUCAGAACUGCCUUGAACUGCAGCAGUUGAAAUGUGACACAGAAUUCCAGGAAACGAAAGGAAGUGAUGUUCAUCUUACUUUCCAGAAAACAGAAAGAGCUGGUACUCAUCUUACUUCCCAAUUUCUGAAUAUAAUUCCAGAUCUUGAAAGGAAUCUAGGAGAAGCUUUAUCUUGUAUUUUGGAGACUGAAAUGAAAAUUGCAUUUGGAAACCUAUGGAUGGAGAUACUAUAUUUGAAACCACCAUGGACAUUAGCAAACUUACUACAGUGUUACAAAAAACAUUGGGUGGCUGUUUUUGGUUAUGUUGUGCCAAGGAGCUUACUUGCAACUGUUGAAUUUAUCUAUAAUCACUUUUGUACAGGUAAGGCACUAGACACCACAACAGCUGUUAUCUUGCUUCAGGAAACCAAGAAAUUAUUGCAUGCUUUCAGUCUGAGGUCUGACUAUGAUGGAGUAUUGCCCCGGGCUUUUGAGGAAGUGAAUAAGCUAUACCAAACAUUUACAGAGGUAAAGUCAGACAGUGAGCAGAAUUUAUCUGAAGACAUCACGGUUCUUUCAAAAAGUUCUCCAUGCGAAAGGAUGGAAGCAACAAUACCAAAUCUUCAAAACUGUGAAGAGAAAAGGAUACCUGCAACCAUACAGGUUGCUCAAGAAAACAGGCACCAGGAGAUCUGGUCAGUCCUUGAAGGUGUAUGGAAUAAGAUGAAUUUGUACAGGCUUGAAAUUUUCCAGAAGUUAGAGUCCAACACAGUAAUUGCAAAGUCUUCAUUUCAAGAGGCUUUUUCAGGACUGCAAAAACUCUUAGCAGCUGUGAAUUACAUUCUUGAAGGAAUUUGUAGCUGCCUGCUGCCAGUAUGGAAACACACAUCUCAAGUGGGGAGGAAAGCCCUGUUGCUUCUGAGAGUUCUGGCCCCAAACAGUAGUUUCCAAGAUAUUUGGACACUGUAUAACUUCCUCAUAAGCAAUGAGAUAAAUAACAGUAUCAAAUUUACUGCUGAGGAGCUGUAUGAGUGUGUUUCACAAGAGUUAUACAGAGGAAGAUUAGAGGUGGGCCGUUGCCAGCUGGCUGAGCUGGACCACAGCAUCAAGGAGCGUCAUGCAUCUGCACACAUGGAAGCAAAGAACAGGGGGUGGCUGUGACACCAACAAGGUCUGGAACCGCGGUGCUCGCCCCUUGGUUUUGGUGUCCAAAUGAAGUCAGGGGAGUGCUGGGAGGGAAUAUUCAAGUAACCAAAACUGCCUUCUUUUUUUCUCAAUGGUGCCGUUUUAUAAUUGAGUUGAAGGGGUGAAAAAAAAUAUUAAUAAACUUUGGACUAGUAGCAUUCAAGUGAAGAUCUCUCGGCUGAUAAAGGUUUUGUGAUAUACCAAGUUGGAAGUUAGAACUAUUACUAAUGAUUACAUGGUUAGAUAGAAUAAUGAGUAAGUCUGGUUUUUUUCUGGAUUUUUUUAAGAAGCGUUGGGGGAAAAAAAAGGAUAUUUGAAGCUCUUGAAAGGACUGGAAUGAGCACAGUUGAAUGCAAAGCCUUAAAGCCACAAUGCUUGUCACUCCAACAGAUAGGAAGAAUUGAAACACAGAUGCACUGUGUCUUGUAUACUGCACUGUGUAAGGCUGGAGAGAGAAGAUAAGGAAAUAAGUAGAUUGAUGUUCACUGUCAUGUAGGUGUUUGUCCUGUAUCUCUCUUAGUGCUUUUGUCAGAAUAUCCAGAAUAACUUUUCCACUGAAAACUCAAAUGUGUUAAAAGCAUUGAAACCAGGAAUGUGUGUAAUGAAGUGUGUGAAUUGUACUUUUUUUUUUUUUUUUUUAAAAAAAAAAGGGGAAACCAAAUGUUAUCAAAUUGAGAUGGAACUUGUGUUUUUCCUUUUUUAAAAUAUCCACUUAAUCUUCAAACAAUAGAAACUUGCUAGAAAAGCUCUUUUGGUGAAUUCCCCAUUCUUCUCGUCCUUUUUUCUUGUAAAGGCACAAGCAUCUCUUUUGCUUUGU